UGCCCGGGAGCGCGCGCGGGGACGCGGCGAGUGCGGGGGAGGGGCGACGGGGCUGUGAGUGGACUCUGGGGUUGUGGAGACCCGGUACCCCGGACCGGGCCCUGCGUCCCUGAGCCUGUGGGCCCCUCCGGACUCUCCGGCCACGUCUCUGGGACCGAAAAGGGGCCCCUCCCUCCUGCCUUCCCCCAAAGGCUGGAAGUGAGCCUCGGGAAGAGGGAACCCGGAUGGGCUGAUGCCCGGAGUCUCUUUCCCGGCGCUGUCGGCGUCGUGGGCGGAGGGUGGAGAACGCAGUGGGCAGCACUGCCCAGCGCCUAGCAGGCCUGGAUCCCCCCUGGCCUCCGGGGCGCUAAAUGCCUGUAGCUUCUCCUCCCCUCCAGCCCUUUGUGACAGCUCCCAAAUCCGCCCCCCAAAUUCAAAGGUUUGCAGCUCUCCUCCCCAGAGCACAGGCUUAGAGCCUCCUGGGUUUGAAUUUGGCCGCCGCAGUGAGCCUCAGAGGUUGCUGAUCUGUACACUGUAAUACUCACCUUGCUGGGUAAUUGUGAGGAUUAGAAACGACUUGAACUGAGCCUAAUAAGGAGCUGAUGCAUAGUGUUAAAGAAAAGUUACUCAGAGACUCGUUAAAAACGGUAAGGCAGACUAUUCAGGGGGGCUACCGUGGGACUUUGUGGUAUUGGAGCGAGAGAUUGAAUACAACAAGGGCAACUGGAAAUUUAUAGCCAAGGGGUGGGGUGGGCUCAGUGGGUGGAAAAUUACUAAGAGGAAACAUCUGGGUUAAGGGGGGACUCUAGCUAAGCCAACUUGACCGGUUUUGUUGAAGGCAGGCCACGGCCAUAAGGAAUUUGAGCAGAUACCAAGGGAUGUUGAAUUUGAUCAAAUGUCAAGUCUUGCUGACUCCCUAAACUGGAGUCAGCAAGAUUCUUGCUAAACUGGACUGGAAGUGACAAGGACAGAGUCCAAGGGCCAGUCCUAGUCAAAGAGAUGACUCAGUCAACUUCAGCUUGACUGAAGUUUGAUUAAGGAGACAGUCUUUGUCAAUAGUAGGUGCUCUGCAAAGGGUUACUUGUAUAUGAAUGUAUAGUAAGUAUCCUUACCUAGAUGUUCAUUUAAAAAAUCAUUCUAAUUUGUUAUAGCUUUAAUAAGUAUAGCAACUAUACAUUUGGGAUAUCUUUAAAUUUUUUUCAUAACAGGAGCAGAUUCUCAUGAAGUCAUUGGGAUAUCAAUCUAUAAAGCAUCUAUCAAGUAAUUUAAUUAUAAGCAAGGCAUUACCCCUACCAUUAUGUGAGAGUAUAAUUGCUGAAAUUAGAUUUAAAUGUUUUAUAAUCUAUAGUUUUCCCUGAAAGUCAGUUUCCCUGUUAUCUAAACUGCUAUCUUAAUUCGGGAACUAAGUAAAUGUGAAUAAUUCUACUGAUAAGUCUCUUGCUAUCUGACAUCUUGCCACUUGUUAUUUGAAACUCAGGAUCCAAAUAGAUCUAGACAGUGAAGGAUGUGUGUAUAUUUAUUAAAAAUUUUAACAGUUAUUUAAAGCUUCUCAUUUCUCUCUAAGCAGUGCUUUAGCUGUUUCCUACAAAUUUUGAUAUGUUGUGUUUUCAUUGUCAUUCAAUAUGAAAAUAUAUUUUAAUUUCCUGUGUGGUUUGUUUUCUUUGGUCAUAGGUUAUUUACUAUUGUUAUUUAACAAUUUCCAUAUAUUGGGAUAGUCUAGGUAUCUUAUUGUUAUUGGUUUCUAGUUAUUGAUUUCUCUGUGGUCAGAGAAUCUAUACUUUAAGAUUCCAGUGUUUUGAAACUUAAUUAUACACAUGGUCUGUUUUGACGGAUGCUUCGUAUGCACUUGAAAUGAAUGUGUAUUCUGCAGUUGUUGGUUUAUAUAUAUAUUUAUAUAUAUAUAUAUAAUUAUUAUUUUUUUUUUUUGCUGUACGUGGUCACUGCUGUGGCCUCUCCCGUUGCAGAGCACAGGCUCGGGACACGCAGGCCCAGUGGCCACGGCCCACAGGCCCAGCCGCUCUGUGGCAUGUGGGAUCCUCCCAGACUGGGGCACGAACCCGUGUCCCCUGCAUCGGCAGGUGGACUCCCAACCACUGCGCCACCAGGGAAGCCCCUGCAGUCGUUGGUUUAAAUGUCAAUUACAUCAACUUGGGUGAUAGUGUUGUUCAGAUUUUCUAUAUCCUUACAGGUUUUUUUGGUCUAUUUUUUCUAUCAAUUACUGAGAGAACAGUGUUAAAAUCUCCAACUAUGAUUGAGGAUUUGUCCCUUUAGACCUGAUAUUAGGUGCAUACACAUUUAGGUUGCUUUGUGUUCUAGAUGAUUUGACCCAUUUAUCAUAAUGAAAUGUCCCUCUUUUUCUCUUUGUCAUGAAGUCUCUUGGUCACAUACUAAUAUAGCCAUACCAGCUUUCAUGUGCUUGCUGUUUGCAUGGAAUGUCUUUUUCCGACCAUUUUAUUUCCAAACUAUCUGUCUUUAUACAUAAAAUGUCUCUUGUAGACAGCAUACCGUUGGGUCUUGCUUUUUUAAAUUUGACAAUCUCAACCUUAUAAUUCAAGUGUUUAGUCCAUUUACAUUUAAUGUAUUUAUUGAUAUGGCUGGGUAUUAAUCUAUCAUAUUGUCUUUUUUCCAUUUGAUCUUUCUGAUUUUUAUUCUUGAUCCUUUCCUGUAUAUUAUUGACUGUUUUUUAGUGUUCGUCUAUUGGCUUUUAGCUAUACCUCUUUGUAUAAUAUUUUUACAGCUAACAGUAUGCAUCCUUAAAUUAUCAACAUUUAACUUAUUGGAAUAUACUUUAAUAUUGUACCACUUUAUAAUUCACAUUUCUUAUUUCCUGCCCCUCACUUAACACCUUUACAUUUCCCAUCUGUCACUUCACCUGACACUACUUCUUACUUCUAACUUUCUAUUUCUGAAUUAGCAGUUCAUAAAUGUAAAAACAACAGAUUAAUUCCAUUUACCCUCUCCUUUGUGCUAUUUUUAUAUCUUUUACUUCUAGUUGUCUUAUGUUCUACUUAUACUAUUGUCUUCUUUGCCUUAACAGUCAGUUGCCUUUUAAGGAAGUUAGGAGAAAUAAAAGCAUAGUAUCUUAAACUUAUUCACCAUGUAUUUACCAUUUCUGGAGAUCUUCAUUCCUUUCUGUAUAUAUGAGUUUCCCUUACACUGGAAGAAUGUCCUUUAGCAUUUCUUGUAGUACAAGUCAUUGGUGAAAAAUUCUCUUAGCUUAUUUAUCUGAAAAAUGUCUUUAAUUCUUUCUUUGAAAGGUGUUUUUGUUGGAUGUGGAAUUCUGGGUUGAUGGUUCAUUUUCUAGAAUUUGCAUUUGUUUCUUUUUAUAAUUUCUAUUUCUCUAUAGAAAGUCACUAUCUCUUCUGUCAUAAAGACUAUAUUGUUUUUAAGUCCUCAGGCCAUCUGAAGUUGGUUUCUCUUUACUGCUUUCCCUUGAUUUUGAGUCACAUUUUCCUGUUUCUUUACAUGUGUAGUAAUUUUGGAUUGCAUCCUGGAUAUUGUGGAUGGCACAUUGUAGACCCUAAGGAUUCUGUUACCUCCCUCUGAAGAGUGCUGAUUUUUAUUCUAGCAGGCAGUUCAAUUACUGACUGAUCAACUUGUGUUGGCUUGGUUUUAGGUUAGAUCUUUGGAAAGCCCAAGGUGUUUCCCAGAUUCCUUUUUUUUUGGCCAUGCUGUGUGGCUUGCGGGAUCUUAGCUCCCGGAUCAGGGGUUGAACCUGGGCCCUUGGCAGUGAAAGCAUGGAGUCCUAACCACUGGACUGCCAGGGAAUUCCCCAAAUUCUUCUAACUGGAUCAGAAUAGAGCAGUAGACUGGACCUCUUCUGUGGAUCUUGUUGAAGCUUGGCUUUAAGUUUUUUAGGGCAGGUUUAGAGUAGGUCUUUCUCUAGAGCAUGGUCCUUACUCCUAACAUGUGGCCUUUCUGGUAUCUCAGGAUGCCUUGAGUGUUAAUAAGGUCUCUCUCCUCUCAGGGUCAGAAACGCAAAUGUCUCUCAUCACUGACUGGCCUUUCGUAUCCCUCUUUUGCUCCUUUAACCUGGUAGCAACUGCUCUCUGUUGAACCUUGCAUAGUUUCACCCUACUGAGUGCAGCCCAGCCCUUGGCCAGAACUCACAGGGGGCCCCCCCGCACAGACUUCCGCCUCCACCCCAUAGCUCCCUCCUCCCUGCUGCCGUGUUCUUCCGAUCCCAGCCACUUCGGUAGCUCCAAAUGCUGAUCUCUGCCUCCUCAGUUUAGUGAGACCUCUGGUCUCUGCUUAAGCUCCAGCCUUCUGCACCGGGAUUAGGAAAUCCUCCCCUGGCAGACAGCUGGGAUGAUCGUGGCCCUCCUCACAAGCUUUUCUUCUCUCAGGGAUUCCAUUCUCGCCUUUCCGGUUGGCCAGUGCUUGAAAACAGUGGCCUCUUAGGUUUUCUCCAGUUUUGUCAUCGUUUACAGUAGGUGGGCUGCCAUGAGCGGAAAUAGAAUUCCUGAAUUAUUGAGAACAUAUGUUGCUGUAGCACUCUGGGUGCUGCGUGAAUAUAUGAAUGAAAUAUAUGGGUCUCUGCGUAAACAAAAAGUACAGUUAGUGAGGUCCACAUGAGAAACAUAAUAUUAGAUCGAUCCUUUUUACCUUACUCCUUCCUUUUUUGUACCCUUGAAAAAAAAUGCUUUCUUUUUUUGUUUGUUUUAUUUUUAAAUGAUGUUGUGAUAUAGGGUGGCUUGUUUGGGUGAAGUGGUGGGGGUGAAGACGUUGCUCUUACACCUCAAGGAAAAAGCAGCCAUCAAAAGCUACAGUGUUGUACUGAUCUCUGAUUACGCCAGACACCCAAGUGAUUGAUUGUUGUGGUUCAUUUUAUGGAGAAAUGAUGACCUCUAGCUCCUUCAUAAUAUUUAAAGAUAGACCCAAUAAUCUAAUAUUAGGAUUACAUGCAAGAAAGCUAGCUAGAAAUAGUGCAUGCUCGUUUAAAAAUAUCUUAAUAUUAACUUUGCCAUUUAAUAGUUCUCUUUUCACUGUCUUAGUUGCUGCCUUCUGAAUUUUGAUACCACUCGCCAUAAAAGAGUGAUUACUUGCUUCAAGUCUGUAGGAAUGUUGUUGAGGUAGUCAGUAUUUAUUCUAAACCUUCUUUCAGUCCAGUGUUGAAAAUUUCAGUGUGACAGGUUUUUCAUAAAUUCCCAGUUUUCAACAUGGCAUUCAAAAGAGGUCACUUAGAAAUUUCAUUGCACCUUUUGGGGAAGAGUUCUCUUCAACCUCAUAUUUAUUUUGGAAGCAUCUGAUCAUUUCAGCCUUAGCCUUCAUUCCUAGGGCUUCAAGGUCUUUGUUCAGCUUUAUUUUUUGGUCUGCAGACACAUGGAUGCAGACAUUGGAGUGUUUUGCAGAAGAGCUGUUUACUUGGAAACCCACAGUGAGAACGCUUAAUGCGGUGCGUUUCAUUUUUCUACUUGGUCUGGCCUUUUGAAGACCAAGAGAGAACGUUGUAAAAAUGGUCAGGGUGAUGAUGACAGUCUAGAUAUGGUAGUAAUGGUUUGCUCUGUGGCUUCAAGUUUACCAUCUUUCAAAAUAGAUUAGUGUGUCCAUUGAUUUCAGAAGAUGCACGGUUGCCUCCGAGGCUUCUCAGGCAGGGCGUGUGAAUUUGUCCUUUCUGAAAGUGCGUCCCUCUCAUCCGCAUAGCAUCACUGUCACUCCCCCUCCAGUGUCCCUGUGAGAGGCUCUGUGAAGACCUGGUUCUCCCAGGGACAACUCCAUCCCAGAAGCACAUCACCUAAAAGGACUUGCCAAGCCAGACGAUGCCCGUGGAGCUGGGGCAGGCUCCAGUCCUGCCGCCGCCACUGGCCAAGCCCAAGGAGUCCGCGUUCUCUGGACCAGAUGACACCCCUCGAGGGGAGCCCUCCAGCUCUGAGAUUGCACGCCAGCUUUUCAGGCAGUUUCCUUACCAGGUGAUGUCCGGGCCCCACGAAACCCUGAGACAACUUCGGAAGCUCUGUUCCCAGUGGCUGCAGCCAGAGGUUCACACCAAGGAGCAGAUCCUAGAGAUCCUGACGUUGGAGCAGUUCCUGACCAUCCUGCCCGGGGAGAUCCAGAUGUGGGUGCGGAAGCAGUGUCCAGGCAGCGGGGAGGAAGCAGUGACCCUUGUGGAGAGCUUGAGGGGGGACCCCCAGAAGCUGUGGCAGUGGAUCAGCAUCCAAGUUCUGGGACAGGAAGUCUUAUCACAGAAGGCGGAGCCUGAAAGCUGCCCACUGGGGGAAGCGGAGGCCCAUGUUGAAGUGCCUCAGGAGCUGGGGCUUCAGAACUCAGCCUGCCGGUCUGGGGAGCCACUGAGCCACAUCGUGAAAGAGGAGUCCGACUCGGAACAAGGACUAGCCCUGGCUGCCUCCCCACUUCCUGCCCGACCCGAGGAAAGGCUCAUCAGAGACCAAGACUUUGGAGCCUCCCUUCUCCACACAGCACCUCAGUGGAGGCACCUGGAUUCCACUCAGAAGGAGCAAUACUGGGAUCUCAUGCUGGAGACUUAUGGGAAGAUGGUCUCAGGAGGCACUUCCAAUCCCAAGCAUGGCCUGACUGAUCCAGCCGGGUGUGGCGCAGAGCUGACAGGACCACACCUACACAUCAGUGAGAAGAUCCCAAGGUCCACCUGCAUAGGGGACAGACAGGAGAAUGACAAAGAGAACUUAAACUUGGAGAACUACAGGGACCAGGACCCUCAAGCCUCAGGAGAGCCUCCUCAGACUUCCUUGAGUGGCCUCUUCAGCAAGGAUGAGCCGAGAUGCUUUGGAGAAGGAGAGAAUCUCCCCGAGGCCCAGGAGAACCUUCAUGGUGAGGGGACAGGGGCGCAGCUUUCUCCCCGAGAGAGGAAUUCCGGGACACAGCUGGGUCAGCAUCUGCCACCUCUUCCCGGAGAGCCGUCCAUGCCAUGGCUGGAGGGGAAGAGAGAGGCCUCCCCACGACGGCAGCCGAGAGCCCCCAUGGCCCAGAGACUCCCUACCUGCAGGGAGUGUGGGAAAGCCUUCUACCGGAAUUCCCAGCUGGAUUUUCACCAAAGAACUCACACUGGAGAGACGUACUUUCAGUGCCCCACCUGCAAAAAAGCCUUUCUGCGGAGUUCAAACUUCGUGAAGCAUCAGCGAAUCCACACAGGCGAGAAGCCCUGCAAGUGUGAUACGUGUGGGAAGGGCUUUAGCGACUUCUCGGGGCUGCGCCACCACGAGAAAAUCCACACGGGGGAGAAGCCCUAUAAGUGCCCCAUCUGUGAGAAGAGUUUUAUUCAGAGAUCCAACUUUAAUAGGCAUCAGAGGGUUCACACAGGAGAGAAACCGUAUAAGUGUUCCCGCUGUGGGAAAAGUUUCAGCUGGAGCUCAAGCCUUGCCAAACAUCAAAGAUCCCAUUUGGGAAAGAAGCCCUUUCAAUAGCCAAGCUCUGUGAGCCCAUGUCUGUCUCCUGGUCCAUUUAAAAAUACUUGGCGGGCUUCCCUGGUUGCGCAGUGGUUAACAAUCCGCCUGCCAAUGCAGAGGACAUGGGUUCAAGCCCUGGUCUGGGAAGAUUCCACAUGCCGCGGAGCAACUAAGCCCGUGCGCCACAACUACUAAGCCUGCAUUCUAGAGCCCGCGUGCCACAACUACUGAAGCCUGUGCACCUAGAGCCCGUGCUCCGCAACAAGAGAAGCCACCGCAAUGAGAAGCUCGUGCACCACAAUGCAGAGUAGCCCCCGCUCGCCACAACUAGAGAAAGCAUGCGUGCAGCAACAAAGACCCAACGUGGCCAAAAAUAAAUAAAUUUAUUUAAAAAAAUAAAAAACAAACUUGGCUCCAUCCGUAGAAAUUGCAUCUCUUAGAAAAUAUCCCUGUUGUCUCAUUUUUUCAUGGAUUGGAGAGGAGAGACUGGGACAUGGUUUUAGACGCGGAGGAUAUCUUGGCCUCGGGAUCGGAUUUCACGCAGGUUGACUUUCUUGCUUCUGCAUCAGGAGGAAGAAAAGUCUUCACCUUUCAGCUCAUCUCUUCUCUUGGACCCCUUGGGGAAAAUGUGUCACUUGGAGGUCCCAUUUUAGGAGUGGUCUCUGGGAAGGGUUUAACUGGAUUAGCCGCAGCUGCUGCUGGGAAGAACCUCACAUCCGCCCUUUAGAACUGUGGUCCUAGAGCAGGUCUUCUGUUCCAGAGGGGGGAGCGUAGAGGCCAGUUAGCUCAGUGUGGUCUUUGUCAUAAAGGUGCAAAGCUAACUCCAAGCUUCCCUUGUUUUCAAUAAACUUGGUGGUCACUCCCUGUCUUGUCUGUGUCUGCAGCGUCCACUGUGUGCUGACUGGAACUCACAGACCCUAAGUGGUGGUUGAGCUCCUAGAUCAGCUCGUACAAACCCACCAAGUUUACCAGCCAGCAGAACAGUGAUGGGAACUUGCUAGCCUGGUGCCCCGGUGAGAGCUUGGCCAGUGCAGGGCACUCUGGUGUCCUCUUUCCGUGCCCACCUCCCACUUGCUCUGGGGCCUCAAGUUGCCCCUCUUUCUCCUGGCGUCCCCCUUAGGCCAUCCAUCAUUUUUGCCAAAGUGUCCUGGCCUCUAAAAUAAUCUUCCUUCUCUCAUUUUGUCUGUACGUGUUAGGAAGAAAUCAAUAGUAUUGAUCCAAUUUAUAGUGUAUCUAGAGGUUUAUUAACACACAUAUCUAACCUGAUCACUUGUCUCCAAAACUGACGUGACCCAGAGUGUCCUGCUCUCGUACCGCGACACCACUUUCCUUCCAUCUUGGUCGUCCUCUGCCUGCUCUCACUGUACUGUUCCCAGUGAGGAUCAGGAAGCGUGAUGCUGAGGAGGAGGACAGAGCUAUCUCCAUGGGAACAGAUGAACUGUAGGCAAGAAACUGCAAGUUGUUGGCAAACAAUGGGAAGUACAUUGCUGGCUGAUGUGAGGAGAGACAGCACUUAGGUUGGAAUCCCUGGAUUCCAGAGGAAUUUGUUAACUCUUAUAGCAUGAAGAUGAGGAAUAAGGCCCUUCUUUGGGGGAUGUGGGCACCACAAGGCAGAAAGCAGGAAAAUCAUGUUGGAAUUGGCAUGAGACUCUGUGUUCUCAUAGCAGAUGUUUGUAGGAGGGUGGGUUUUUAUGUUUUGCAUCAGGAGUUCUCAAAGUGCAGUCCCCAGACUUGGAGCAUCGGCACUUUCCUAGACUUACUGAAUCAGACUCUGAAUGGUGGGGGCCAGCAAUCUUUGUUUUAACAAGUCCUCCAGGGGAUUCUGAUGCCUGCUCAAAAUGAAGAACCACUGUACUAAAUAGUAAUUAAUCCAAAAAUAAGUCUCUCCAAGGAUAUGUGGAAAUAAUGAUCCUAGAAGGAGUGGUGAAUCCCCACCCCCAGACGACUUAACCA
Globicephala melas (long-finned pilot whale) is the source of this 9293-nucleotide messenger RNA. It is a transcript of the gene ZNF18, whose product is annotated as zinc finger protein 18. NCBI's taxonomy places the organism in Eukaryota, Metazoa, Chordata, Mammalia, Artiodactyla, Delphinidae. The record is from RefSeq and is a predicted model, not a curated record. Gene Ontology annotation, biological process: regulation of DNA-templated transcription.